Messenger RNA from Olea europaea var. sylvestris, 645 nucleotides. RefSeq lists its product as uncharacterized. The transcript is spliced from 2 exons. The record is from RefSeq and is a predicted model, not a curated record. The coding region runs from base 1 to 645 and encodes 214 amino acids. Lineage: Eukaryota; Viridiplantae; Streptophyta; Magnoliopsida; Lamiales; Oleaceae.
AUGCCAGCAAACAGAUAUUCUGCAAUGACUUCGAAUAUUGUAGAAUCAGUCAAUGCUGUGACAAAGGCAGCCAAGAAUUACCCUAUUGUAUCGUUGCUAGAGUCAUUGCGGCAAACUGAACAAUCUUGGUUUUGUAAACAUAGAGAUGACUCACAUGAAACUUUUAUGAAAUUGUCAAGCAAGUACAAGAAGGAGAUGAGGAAAAUAAGUGUAGAGUUGAGGGUAUCUCCCUCCAACCGGUCAGUGUUUUCUGUUAGCGAUGAAAAGUCAACAUUUGUUAUUGAUAUUGAACAACGUCCAUGUACGCUGCAAGUUGAUUUGAUACCGUGUCCACAUGCCUUGGCUGUAAUUGCAAAUACAAGGAGAUAUUCAUAUGCUUACUGUUCUUAUUAUUGCACAAGAGAUGCUUAUUUGAAUACAUACCAAUAUUCUACAUAUCCUGUUGGAAACCAAAAUGAAUGGACAGUGCCUGAAAAAGUACAAGCCAAAAUUGUGUUAACUCCUAACCAGAAGAGGAGUUUUGGAAGACCUACUGAGAAGAGGAAGAGAUCAUCCAGAGAAGGGAAACCAACAGUGAAAUGUGGUCGUUGUGGAGGAAAAUGUCACAACCGUAGGAGAUGCUCAAGUGUGGUUCCAUUAAACUAG